Torulaspora globosa is the source of this 2166-nucleotide messenger RNA. It is a transcript of the gene NCL1, whose product is annotated as tRNA (cytosine-C5-)-methyltransferase. Gene Ontology annotation, molecular function: tRNA binding; tRNA (cytidine-N5)-methyltransferase activity. Gene Ontology annotation, biological process: tRNA methylation. Bases 1 to 2166 code for a protein of 721 amino acids. The transcript has a single exon. Gene Ontology annotation, cellular component: nucleus; cytoplasm. NCBI's taxonomy places the organism in Eukaryota, Fungi, Ascomycota, Saccharomycetes, Saccharomycetales, Saccharomycetaceae. The record is from RefSeq and is a predicted model, not a curated record.
AUGCCAAAGUUACCGGCGAUGGCACUCUGUAGAAAGAAGCGAUACGCAUCAGCGAAAUCAGUGGUUUAUACAUGGGUCGAGCAGGAUACGCUGUUGUUCACUGCUUGGUGCUCAAUGGGUAAGAGAAAUAAUUUUAAGAAGGGUGGUAAGAAGACCUUUGGGGCUCGUGAUGACUCGAGGGCGCAGAAGAACUGGUCCGAACUGGUAAAAGAGAAUGAAAAAUGGGAAAAAUACUACAAAACCCUUGCUCUGUUUCCCGAAGAUCAGUGGGAUGAAUUUAAAACUGUUUGCCAAAGUCCAUUGCCUCUAACUUUCAGAAUUACGGGCUCCCGAAAACAUGCCCAAGAGAUCCUGCAGAUGUUCAAAGAGAGGCACUUGCCAAACUUGACCAAUGUUGAGUUUGAGGGUGAAAUCUUGAAGCCUCCUAUGGAGUUGCCUUGGUAUCCAAACCAUUUGGCUUGGCAGAUUGAUGUGCCUAAGACAGUUAUCAGAAAGAACGAACAAUUCGCCAAGACACAAAGAUUUUUGGUAAUUGAGAACGCUGUGGGUAACAUUUCAAGACAAGAGGCAGUUUCCAUGAUACCUCCCAUUGUUCUGGAAGUUCAGCCUCAGCAUUCUGUACUCGAUAUGUGUGCCGCCCCAGGUUCCAAAACUGCUCAAAUGAUCGAGGCCUUGCACACUGACGCUGAUGAGCCCACUGGGUUUGUGGUUGCUAACGAUGCAGAUUCCAAGAGAUCCCAUAUGCUUGUCCAUCAGUUGAAGAGAUUGAACAGCGCAAAUUUGAUGGUGGUUAACCACGAUGCGCAAUUUUUCCCUAGAAUCAAGGCCACUAGUCAAGAUGAGACGAAUAAGAACAAUAUUUUGAAAUUUGACAGGAUCCUUUGUGAUGUCCCAUGCUCUGGUGACGGUACAAUGAGAAAGAAUGUCAACGUUUGGAGAGAUUGGACUCCACAGGGUGCCUUGGGCUUGCAUACGGUGCAAUUGAAUAUUCUAAACAGAGGGCUACAUUUGCUAAAGUGCAAGGGUAGAUUGGUUUACUCCACUUGCUCCAUGAACCCAAUUGAGAAUGAAGCAGUCGUGGCAGAGGCCUUGAGAAGAUGGGGUGACAAGAUUAGACUUGUGAAUUGCGAUGACAAGCUAUCUGGACUAAUUAGGUCAAAGGGUAUUUCUCAAUGGCCUGUUAUCGAUAGAAGCAUGACCGAGAAACAGAGAAAUGAUGAAGGUGUUAUGAGCAGUUGGUUCCCACCAACAGAAGAAGAGGCGGCCAAAUUUCAACUCGAAAACUGUAUUAGAGUUUAUCCACACCAACAAAAUACCGGUGGCUUUUUCAUUACAGUGUUUGAGAAAAUUGCUGACGAUUCUGAUUCUUCUAAGAGAUUAAUUGCGGAGAACCAAGGCGUCGAGGAGCCAGAAGCUAAGAAAAUAAAAACAGCUGACUCUAACGUUACUGCACCCCCUGUGAAAAAGGAGAGGCUACCUCGUGACGCCAAUGAAGAGCCUUUCGUUUUCGUUGAUCCUCAGCAUGAAAGCUUACAGAAAUGCUGGACGUUCUACGGUAUUGACGAUAAAUUUGACAAAGAUUCAUGUCUUGUGCGUAACGCUACGGGUGAACCAUCGAGAGUUGUUUAUACUGUUUGUUCUGCUCUGAAGAAUAUCAUUCAAGCAAACGAUGAUAGAUUAAAGAUAAUCUACUCAGGUGUGAAAUUGUUUGUCGCCCAAAGAAGCGACAUUGAGUGUUCUUGGAGAAUUCAAAGUGAAGCUCUACCAAUCAUGAAACAUCACAUGACAUCUGAUAGAAUUGUGAGUGCUAAGUUGGACCUUCUAAAGUUGUUACUGGUCGAGUCAUUUCCUAGUUUCAGCGAUAUUGAGUCUAAGGGUGUAGAUAAUGAGUUUGUGGAGCAGAUGAGAAAUUUGAGCUCCGGUUGUGCAUUCAUUGAAAUCAAUAGAGAUAAUGAUGGUAAAGAAAAUCUAUUUCUACCUGUUUGGAAGGGUACUAGAUGUGUUAAUUUGAUGGUUUGCAAAGAAGUUACCCAUGAGCUCCUAUACAGAAUUUUCAAUAUCGAAACGACAGCUAAGACUAUCUCAAAGGAUAACGUGACUAAAAAGGAAGAGUCCCCCACUAUCGAGGGCGCCAAUGCCACGACCGACAAGGAAGGUAACGAUUGA